This is a messenger RNA of Diabrotica virgifera virgifera (western corn rootworm), 6310 nucleotides long. RefSeq names its product protein SREK1IP1-like. Lineage: Eukaryota; Metazoa; Arthropoda; Insecta; Coleoptera; Chrysomelidae. The transcript has a single exon. The coding region runs from base 172 to 645 and encodes 157 amino acids. Gene Ontology annotation, molecular function: zinc ion binding; nucleic acid binding. The record is from RefSeq and is a predicted model, not a curated record.
CUAACAAAAAUUUCAUUAAAAAUAUCUUUAAAAAAUUCGAGUGACAUCUGAAUAAAGUGUAGAAUAAUUUGAACAACCUUAUUAAAAAAGAAGAGGUACUUAACCUUUAAAAUGAUUUGAUUUUAUUUGGCGAAUAAUAACAUUUGUAUUUGUAUUUUAUAUUUUUUAAUCAUGAAUGAAUAUGGAUCAAAGCUUCUGCCACCUCAAAAAGAAACUAGUGUACGUGCAGCAUGUAGGAAAUGUGGCUAUGCAGGCCACUUGACAUAUCAGUGUAGAAAUUUUAUUAAAGUAGACCCCGAUAAAGAAAUUGUCUUAGACGUGAGUAGCACAAGCAGUGACACCGAUCAAGACUACUUAACGCCUUUGACUGAGCUCCGCGAGAAGGAGCUAAAAGAAAAGUUAAAGAAAUCCAAGAAAAAAAAACAUAGGUCCGAGAGAAAGUCUAAAAAAGUCAAAAGAAAUUCAAGUGAUGAUAGUGAAGACAGUGACAGUGAGACAAAUAAUGCCAAAAGGAAGAAACAUAAAAAAUCAAAGAAAAGUCACAAAAAAAGCAAAGACUCAGAUUUGGAAAGACAAGGAAGUAAAGACCAGAAACCUUUAAAAAAGAAAAAAAGAAAAUCAUAUUCCGACUCGAGUAGUGAAUAAACAUUUUUGUAAAGAUUUUAUAAUUUGACUAUUUGAUAAUUUUAACAACAUGUUUUUAAAUCCCUAUGUUAUUUUUUAAGUGAGUUUAUAGAAGAUUUCACAGAAUCUUUUUGUACUGAUGUUUCAGAUUACAUAUCAGAUAUUUACCUAAAAAAAGCUACUCUAUCCCCUGGGAGUAUUAACUAUGAUUAUAAGUCACGUGUUACUUUCUCCGGAUUUGGGGAACCUUUGUAUGUGUAUGCCUCAUAGACAUAUUGUCGCCUUAGUACUAUAACUUGAUAACUCCAAAAUUGACGUUUUUGAGAUAACUAGUUCACAAGAUAUAUUUUAUUUGCCUCCAUAUUCUGUAAAAACUUGAUAACGUGCUCCAAAUGUGCUAAGUAUUUAUUUAUGAUUGACGAAAGUUAAUAAAACUCAAAUGCUCCUAAUAUUCAGUGCUAAAACUUGACAAGAUAAGUUAUCAAGUUAUUGUUUAAUUGAAAUAAUAGUGAAUAUGACAUACACUGAAUGCUAUAACUAGCUAACUCUAGUUACCUAGUUAUAGCACGUGUUUUUCUAAAACCAUUGAGCUUACCACGUAAUUGCUAUCUGUUUAUUCGGUUCAUGUUAAUGCAAAAAUUCGAGAAUUGUUAGCAGAUCUGGAACUUCCCUCGUAGAAGAGCUAAUUUUCACCAAAAUAAUCCUUAAAAUAUUAGUUUUGUUAAAAAGUUCACUUAGAUGUAACUUGGCACGACAUGUGACAUUACCAAAUGUUAACAUUAUGGUAGUGCUAAAAGUUGAUAACUUUAAUUUUUCAUGUUAUUUUCCAUAUUGGGAAACAAAUUUGCACCGUAUUCCUAAAUAUAUCAGUAGCCAAAAAGUUAAGGAAUAGUAUUUUAGAGCUGCAGAAUGUAUUCCAUAUUUACCAACUUCAUGAUAGCAGCACAAAUAUCUUUAAAAUCUUUAAACCCGUUUAUCUCAGAACUACUAAUUUCGAGUUAUCAAGUUAUACUAUUAAGGCAAAAACGAGUGUUCGAAAUGAGAGUGCAGGGGAAAAACAAAAGAGGAAGACCAAGAGUUAUGUGGGUAGAUGAAAUCAGGAAAGAAGUCGAGAAGAAGGGAUUGACAUUGGAAAGUGCAAGAAACAUAAUGCAAGAUCUGAAAGCAUGAAGACUACAAUGCCAAACUCAACUCCACCAGCUCUACACCUAAAGGUAGAAAGGCUUAGGACUAAGUAAGUAAAGUAUUAAGGCGAUGAUAUAUUAACAUAGACUGAGCAUACCAUGGUUUGGUGCUAUCUCUUUCUAGCACAUUGCAUUGAGAAACUAACAUGAAAAAAGUGGGGGUAUGUACACGGUAAGGGAGGACUAGUGAAAUUAGGAAAAGUGCCUUAAUAUGACAUUUUGACAAAUGAUUAGGCCAAUGAACAUAACCUACCAUAACAGUGUUGCCAUAUUUUUUGUAUAAUGUACACGUGUGUUUAAAAUUUAAAGAUAGACUUUUACGAAAUUAUACUUUUAAUAUGUUUUGUUAUAAGAAGCUACAAUUUUUGAAUUUAUAUGCCGUGUUUCGCAUUUAAGAUGAAGACAGCCCUAUAUUUUGGCUAUCAAAAUAAAUACAGAUUUGAAGCUUUGUAGUCAUACAGGUUGAAUAUUCACAUUUUUUAAGAUACUCAACUCAAAUUUAAAUUUUAAACUCAGUGUACUGUGAUACCACACAUAGGGUAAAUUUUUGAUUUUUAGCUUCGUGUUAGAGAUACUGCAAAAAGUUAUUUGAAGAAAUUGUUCCAAAUAUUAUUUUAAAUCCAUACACCAAAUCGACACCCCCAUCGAACAAGGUUGUAACUCAUUUUUGGCGAUUUUACAGGAGAGCCAAAAAAUGAAAACAUGAUUUUUUAAAAAUUUGUUGCGAUUUGAUUAGACUCUUUUACACUAAUGCGAUAUGAUAUUUAUAGAUAACAUAAUAAGGGAUUACUGUGAGAUAUAUGUUUUGUAAUUUUAUUAACUACAUAUUGAAAAUCUUGAGUUUGAAGGAGAUACAAUCUUGAGAUUAAACAUGAGUAUUCGUAGAAAAAGGUUGUAACUCACUAACAACCAUUUUACACUCUUUCGUGUUAAUUUUUUUCCCGUUUUACUAUUAAAAGGUUGUAUGUUUUGAGUUAUUUGCAAUAUAGCUAGGAGAAAAUUAGUUUUUAUUGUAUAUUUAAACAAAAUAUCAACUCACUGCUUUCACAAUUUUAAUUGGAAAAUAUAAAUUUUACAAUAACAAUAUCUAGGUAAUAUUCUAUCACUAUGAAAAAAACAUGGUAUAAAAUAUCUCAAAUUUUUUGCAUUUUUAUUGCGUAUCUGUAAAUAUUUAAUUUUAGACCAUUUUACUUUAUUGCUUUACUUACUCUAUUACUAGAUAUUAAUAUCUACUUCAAAAUUAACAUGUGUGUCCUUAAAUAGGUUAAAAUUUAGAAUUUGCUUCUGAUUUAUUUCAGUUACGGAGUAAGACUUGCCUGACUUUGGCACAUUGUAUCAUGGUUAUCCAUUGGUCUGGAGCAUAUACGACAUAAUGUUUUUUCCGUUUUUCUAUAAGGGCAUGCAUUGAAUCGCCCUCGUUUUGUGAAUGUGCUAUUUCAAAAAAUACAUGUGUGAUGUUAAUAUUAAACUUUUUCACUACAUAGAAGUAUGUAGCAAAAACUAUUCUAUAUUUAUUUUGUCCACCACAACUAAAAAAAGUCCGUAAAUCCUUUUUUAUUUUCAUUUCGAUAAAUUUACUUAUGAGAUGCACCAUGUUUGAUUACUUUAUAAAUUAAACAUACAUGUAACAAAGUUGUAACUCUUUUAAAAACCUUGUUAAUCGUCAAGUAUAAAGAGAGUAAAUGUGUAACAUGGGGAGUAUCCAGUGUUACUGCCUUUUCACGCUAAAAUGGCACAAGUAAGUUAACAUACAGCUUUCUCCAAUGGAGUAUUAGCCAAACUAUUGAAAAUCAAACUAAACUUACGUGCAUAGAAAUCGGCCCACUUCAAAAUUUGGUCAUUUUUGAUGUCUAAUAUUUCCUAAACUUGUUAUCCGAUUUAAGUGAUUUUUUGAACAUGUUAUAGCCUGAUUCUUUAACAAUACCACCGUAAUAAUAUUGUUGCUAAAGAGGUAAAUUUUCAUUGUAUACCGGGUGUACCAAUCAAACUGUGUUUUUUUCUCAAAGUUCGCAUUACCCUGUGCAAUAUUCUAGCAUUUAUAAAAUACUGAAAUUAAAACUCAACUAUAGCUUCAGGUUUUCUUGACAUUUUGUUUUUUGAUUCAUUCGUUUAUGUUGGAUAAUAAAAAAGUUAUUUACUUUAACAACUAGACAUGUUCUUCAUCAAUACACGGUGUUUCUAAGUAAGUACGACAAACUUUAAGGGGUAAUUCUGCAUGAAACAAUAAUGACAGUUGGCUUUAUAAACGUAUGUCCGCAAAUGUUUUGUUUCCGAGAUACGGGAUGUCGAAAUUUUUCUUACAAAUUGACGAUUUAUUUAUUACUUUAAAACCAGUUGAGAUGUGCGAAUGAAAUUUCGUGAGUUCUAAGAGAUAGUUAUUGCGGAUUUGUUGACAUAAAAUUAAGAAUUUUAUAUUCACCAUUAUCGUGCAUACGGGUAAUAUGAUCGGUAAUAUUACAUGUAUGCGCGCUAAUGGUGAAUAUUAAAUUCUUAAUUGUAUAUCAAAAAAUGUGCAAUAACUACAUCUUAAACCCCACCAAAUUUCAUUUGCAUAUCUCAACUGGUUUUAAAGCUAUAAAUAAAUCGUCAGUUUGUAAGAAAAAAUUCAACAUCCCGUAUCUCGUAAACGAAACAUUUGCGGACAUACGUUUAUGAUGCAAACGGUCAUUAUUUUUUCAUGCAGAAUUACCCCUUAAAGUUUGUCGCACUUAUUUAGAAACACCGUAUAUUGAUGAAGAACAUGUCUAGUUGUUAAAGUACCUAACUUUUUUAUUAUCCACCAUAAACGAAUGAAUCAAAAAACGGAAUGUUAAGAAAACUUGAGGCUAUAGUUGGGUUUUAAUUUUAGUAUUUUAUAAAUGCUAGAAUAUUCCACAGGGUGAUGCGAACUUUGAGAAAAAAUCUCAGUUUGAUUGGUACACCCGGUAUACAAUGAAAAUUUACAUCUUUAGCAACAAUAUUAUUACAGUGGUAUUUUUAAAGAAUCAGGCUAUAACAUGUUCAAAAAAUCAAUUAAAUCGGCCAACAGGUUUAGGAAAUAUUAGACAUCAAAAGUGACCAAAUUUUUAAGUGGGCCGAUUUCUAUGCACGUAAGUUUAUGUCGUUUAUAUUGGCGUGUUGAAAAAUAUAUCUAUCUUGAGUUACAACCUUGUUCGAUGGGGGUGUCAAAAUGUCAUAACAAAAUUCACACUUUUAGAUUUUUCAUUAUUUGUAUGUAGUCAGGACCUAAUAUGGGCUGUCCCGAGAUGCAUCCUGGUACAUCCGAGAUGAAGACCCAGACUGGAAUUUUAGGGUCCUGACUACAAAUAAUGAGAAACUAAUAGUGCGAAUUUUGUCAUGAAUUAAAAAAAAUUAAUAAGUGUGUGGGAUUAGAAUAAUAUUUGGAACUACUUUUUCAAAUAACUUUUUUCAGUAUCUCUUGGUAUCUCUAAUACGAAGCAAAAUAUUAAAAAUUUACCCUAUGUGUGAUGUCACAGUAGGCUGCGUUUAAAAUUUAAAUUUCAGUUGAGUAUCUAAAAAAUGUGAACAUUCAACCUGUAUGACUGUGCAAAACUUCAAAUCUGUAUUUAUUUUGAUAGCCAAAAUAUAGUGCUGUAUUCAUCUUAAAUGUGACACACUGUAUUACAGCAUUGAUAAAUUAUUUUUUGUUUUACAAUGACUAAACGUUAAACUAAAUAAUAUUGUUAAUGAUUGUUGCUUAUUCUCAUAUAGAUAAUAGCGAAAAUAGAUUAGAUUUUUAAUUGAUACGUGUUCUUGUCCGAUUUUGAAUUUUAGAUAUGAGAGUAACCUAUUAUUAUUAAACCUAUGUACGUGCAACCAUCCCCCAAAGUUUAAAAUUGUUGUCACCAUGAAAAGCACUGUUGAAAUGUCAUAUCCCCUCCAUGUUAACCCUCCCAGCGGAUACAAGACAUAUUUAAAUACAGUAGAACGUCAAUAAUCCGGAUUAAUCCGGACCGGACCCCAUCCGGAUUAUCAAAUUAUCCGGAUUAUCGAAAUUACCUCAAAAAAAGGCCAGUAUACACAUUAAAGUACAACAAACGUUUUAAAAUUUUAUGUUUUCUCUUGUACAGUAAAGUGUCUGGAGGUGAAAUUAAUCAAAACAUUUAUGUUUAAACACUGUAUUGUAAUUAAUUUAUAAUAGCAGCAUGUGUACAGUAAAAACAUCAGACACUAUUUGGGUUUUUAAAAAAAUGUGUAAAAUAUUUUUGAACUGCGGUAGAGGUUCGUUUUUCGCAGCUAAGUUCUUAAUGUGUUUUAAAAGAAUCAGAUAUUUUUGCUAGAUACAAAUCCGGACUAUUGACGGUCCGGAUUUUUGACGUCCGGAUUAUCGACGUUCUACUGUAAAUGUAACUCACAGUAGAUAAUAUAGUUUAAUAUUGUUUCUUCUUGUUUUGUUAAAUAACCAUGUAAACAUCUUAAACUUUACUAUUAGUUUUGAUAAUCUAAUGAAAUUUGUGAUUUAUCUUCAGAACCAAUUAUUAUAAUACAUUUUCAUAAGCAUU